Lactuca saligna is the source of this 489-nucleotide messenger RNA. NCBI's taxonomy places the organism in Eukaryota, Viridiplantae, Streptophyta, Magnoliopsida, Asterales, Asteraceae. The record is from the annotation of a GenBank genome assembly.
AUGCGAAGGGUAGGAGAACAUUUGGCCCCAUGGAGCAAGGCAAGCGGAAACAACAGCUCCCGAUCAAAGAAAGGUACGUUCGAUUUGCUGUUGUUAUUCGAUUCGAUUGCGUGUUUAUAUUUUGAAAUUUGGUUUUUGAUCCUAAUAAUCGACUUUCUAUUUCCUGAAUUUGCGGCGAUGAACUUUGCACAUAAGGCGCUCGAUAAAAUGCCUGUGAGAGCAUUUUCGACUGGAAUGAUGGAAGGGGUCUCGAUGGGGCAAUUCCUUCGAUCGUUUUAUGAACCACAAGAUCUUAUCGUCAAAACGUCUACUCAAAGCCACAAGGUUUCUGCUAUUUUGGUGUUCGGAGACUUCACUUCUGAUCCUGGAAACAACAACUACAUUCUGAACCCUUUCAGGGGCAAUUUCCCACCUUAUGGGAGAGAUUUUGCAAACCAAAAAGUGACAGCGAGCUGUACCAAUGGAAAGAAACACAAUCCUAAUUUUUGA